Messenger RNA from Hypanus sabinus (Atlantic stingray), 10870 nucleotides. RefSeq lists its product as uncharacterized. NCBI's taxonomy places the organism in Eukaryota, Metazoa, Chordata, Chondrichthyes, Myliobatiformes, Dasyatidae. The record is from RefSeq and is a predicted model, not a curated record. Gene Ontology annotation, biological process: DNA integration. The transcript has 2 exons. The coding region runs from base 1 to 6495 and encodes 2164 amino acids. Gene Ontology annotation, molecular function: nucleic acid binding.
AUGGGGACCCCCAGAUUCCCAGGAGUGCCGACAGGAGAAGCCCUGUUAGUAGAUGCCCCAGACGAUCUUGAAGGGGAGACACGAUUUCCGGCGGGGGCGCUGGUGAGGCCCGAAGUGCAGAGACCAGGGGUGGUACAUGCGAGGCGUAUAGCUAUAAGUGUCAGGAACACCACGGCAAGAGAAAUCACCUUUAAGAGGGGAAUGCCGCUGGCACAUCUGUUCCCGGUGACGGUAAUGUCCAGCGCACUAGUGCGGACCCCUAACGGGGAGGGAUCGGAGCAUCGAAGGGAGCUGACCGCUGAAGCCUUUAACUUCGGGGAUUCCCCAGUGUUGCCGGAGUGGAAACGCAGGCUAGUGGAGAAGAUGCUGAAGAUGGAAGCUGUUUUUUCUCGGGGCGAGUUUGAUGUUGGCUGCUCCAAAAGCACUCGCCACACCAUCCGGGUGACGGAGGACACCCCGUUCCGAGAGAGAUCCCGGCGGCUGGCUCCGGCAGAUGUUGAGGACGUGCGACAGCACUUGUGCAAGUUGAAGGAGGCCGGAAUCAUAGCUGAGUCUCGAAGUCCUUAUGCGUCCCCAAUAGUGGUGGCACGGAAGAAGAAUGGGCGAGUGCGCAUGUGUGUUGACUACAGGACGUUGAAUCGGCGAACUGUCCCUGAUCAAUAUACUGUCCCAAGAGUCGAGGAUGCGUUGGCCUGCCUGAGCGGUGCAAAGUGGUUCAGUGUGCUGGAUUUAAGAAGUGGGUAUUACCAGAUCCCGAUGAGUGCGGCCGAUAAAGAGAAGACCGCUUUUAUCUGCCCACUGGGGUUCUUUCAGUUCGAACGAAUGCCCCAAGGCAUAUCCGGAGCCCCAGCCACCUUCCAGAGGCUCAUGGAGAGAACUCUGGGGGAUAUGAAUCUGUUGGAGGUGCUGGUGUACCUGGACGAUUUGAUAGUGUUUGGAUCGACUUUGGAGGAACAUGAGGAGAGACUGUUGAAGGUGUUGGGCCGGCUUAAUGAAGAAGGGUUGAAGCUUUCCCUGGACAAAUGCCAGUUCUGCAAGUCGUCGGUUAACUACAUUGGCCAUAUCAUUUCGCGAGAAGGAGUGGCUACUGAUCCAACCAAGAUAGAGGCUGUGACCACCUGGCCGAGACCCCAAAAAGUGGGUGCUCUGCGCUCAUUUUUGGGGUUCUGUGGGUAUUACCGGCGAUUUGUGAAAGGAUACGCCAAAGUGUGUCACCCGUUAACUCAGCUGUUGUGUGGCUAUCCCCCGGUGGGGAAGAAGAGGACGGGGAACCAGAGGCAGGAUGCUGGAGGAUACUGGAACCCGGCGGAACCUUUUGGCUCGAGAUGGGAUGAUCAAUGUGAAGAGGCGUUCCGAUCUUUGAAAAGGGCACUGACCCAGGCCCCGGUGUUGGCUUUUGCCGAUCCCCAGAAGCCAUAUGUGCUGCACACGGAUGCCAGCCGAGAGGGUCUCGGGGCUGUUCUGUACCAGGAGCAUGGCAAAGCAUUGAGGCCGGUAGCCUUUGUCAGCCGAAGCUUGUCGCCAUCGGAGAGAAACUAUCCCACUCACAAGUUGGAGUUCCUGGCGCUGAAGUGGGCGGUGGUGGACAAGCUGGGCGAUUACCUUUACGGAGCCAAGUUUGAGGUGAGAACGGAUAACAAUCCUCUCACUUAUAUUUUGACUUCGGCGAAGCUGGAUGCCACAGGACAUCGGUGGCUGGCGGCAUUGUCGGUAUAUGAUUUCAGCCUGAGGUACCGCCCCGGAAGCAAGAAUAUCGAUGCGGAUGCAUUGUCUCGUCGGGAGCCGGGGGAGGAGGAGAAGGACGAGGAGUGGGAGAGUGUCCCUGCCCCUGGAGUGAAGGCGAUGUGUCAGUUUGUUAUCACCGUGAAGGCCGAGGGAAGAGGGAGGCUGGAACGAGCCGUGGACCAUUUGGGGGUUUUUGACGACGCCAUACCCCUAGUUUACUGUGACCUGACCGCUCUGGGGACUAAACAGUUGCCGGAACUGAGUCCGGGGGAAGUGGCAACUGCUCAGCAAAAUGACCCGGGCAUUGGCACAGUGUGGAGAGCGGUCGAGAAGGGGGAUGGGGCGUUGGCUGAGAAGGCGAAACACCCAUACGUGCCUCUGUUGUUGAAGGAGUGGUCUCGGUUGAAGUUAAAGAACAAAAUCUUGUACCGGGUAACAACGCCUCCGGACCAACCCCGCUGUUGGCAACUGGUCCUGCCAGAGGAGUAUCACCAGACUGUACUCCAGGCCUUACAUGAUGAUUCUGGACAUUUGGGGGUGGAAAAGACAUAUGGAUUACUCAAAGACUGGUUCUACUGGCCCCGGAUGAGGGGGGACGUCGAAGAAUACUGUAGGGGAUGCCGUCAUUGCAUCCAGAGGAAGACCCUGCCAGCGUUGGCGGCUCCACUGUCGCACUUGCAGAGUGCGGGACCUCUGGACCUGGUAUGUAUGGAUUUCCUGUCGAUUGAGCCUGACACCAGCAACACCGCGAAUGUAUUAGUCAUCACCGAUCAUUACACUCGCUAUGCUCAGGCAUUUCCCACCAAGGAUCAGAAGGCGACGACAGUGGCGAAGGUGCUAUGGGAGAAGUACUUUGUGCAUUACGGCCUUCCCAGGCGAAUCCAUAGUGAUCAGGGGCGGGACUUUGAGAGCCGCCUUAUCCAGGAAUUACUGACUAUGCUUGGGGUUGAGAAAUCCAGGACUACCCCUUACCACCCACAGGGAGAUCCUCAGCCAGAGAGAUUCAACAGGACCCUGUUGGAUAUGCUUGGGACGCUGGAGAUUGGGCAGAAAAGCAGGUGGAGUCGUCAUAUUGGACAAUUGGUUCACUGUUACAAUUGUACUCGCAAUGAGGCUACAGGGUAUUCACCCUAUUAUCUGAUGUUUGGGCGGGAAGCGAGGUUGCCCAUUGACGUGUGUUUUGGAGGUGGAGUGGGUGAAUUUCCCGGGAAGUCCCAUCUAAAGUACGUGUCCGACAUGAAGAGGGAGUUACAGCGGGCGUACGAGUUGGCCGAGGCGGCGGCUACCAAACAAAAUCAGCGGAAUAAGAUGCGGUAUGAUCGAAAGGUGAAGUUUGUACAAUUAUUACCGGGCGACCGGGUCCUUUUACGGAAUUUGGGACUCCCUGGUAAGCACAAGUUGGCAGAUCGAUGGGCGGCCAGCCCCUAUGUAAUAGAGAGCCAGAUGCCGAACCUGCCAGUUUACCGGGUGAAACCCGAGGAUGGAAAAGGGCCUAUCAAGGUACUCCAUAGGAAUCACCUGCUGCCACUGGGUCAAGCGGUGCAGGUGGAUAAGGAGCCCGAGUGGGAGGUUACGCCCAGUACAAGGACUCUGCGAGGGAGCGGAGAACGGGAAGAGCCCGCUGCUGAAGAGCGGGGACGGGUCCCUCACUCGGGAAUGGCUACCGAUUCAGAGGAGGACGACUCAGAUGAGUGGGACCUGUUCCCAUUCGCUAGUGCUCCAGUACCAGGAGAGGAGGCUCCUGGCCCUUCCCAUACUGAAUUGGGUGAGAGGAGGGAAGGUCUUGAGGGUCAGAUGGAGAGGCAGCCUACAUUGGUGGGAGAGAGGGUGGAAUCUGAGCGUGAGCCGGAGAGAUCUCGGGUGAGGGAGGACCCCUGUGAGGAAGGGGGUGCGGGUCUGUCAGGUAGACCUGGGGUGUCCGAGACAGUGGGUUCGCAGGUGACGAGGGAGCCCAGUGGGGCAGAAGGGGUAUGGAGAUCUCAGAGGAUUAGGCGCCCCCCAGAGCGGUUGACAUAUGUGGUACCGGGAGAACCGAGUGUGAUUUCUACUGCUCUGGGUAGUUAUGUCAUUGCCUUCUGCACCUGGGUUGGGUUUUGUGUGUUGCAAGAAGCUUUGGGGACCUCUGAGGUGCUGGUGUACCUGGACGAUUUGAUAGUGUUUGGAUCGACUUUAGAGGAACAUGAGGAGAGGCUGUUGAAGGUGUUGGGCCGGCUUAAUGAAGAAGGGUUGAAGCUUUCCCUGGACAAAUGCCAGUUCUGCAAGUCGUCGGUUAACUACAUUGGCCAUAUCAUUUCGCGAGAGGGAGUGGCUACUGAUCCAACCAAGAUAGAGGCCGUGACCACCUGGCCGAGACCCCAGAAAGUGGGUGCUCUGCGCUCAUUUUUGGGAUUCUGUGGGUAUUACCGGCGAUUUGUGAAAGGAUACGCCAAAGUGUGUCACCCGUUGACUCAGCUGUUGUGUGGCUAUCCCCCAGUGGGGAAGAAGAGGACGGGGAAUCAGAGGCAGGAUGCUGGAGGAUACUGGAACCCGGCGGAACCUUUUGGCUCGAGAUGGGAUGAUCAAUGUGAAGAGGCGUUGCGAUCUUUGAAAAGGGCACUGACCCAGGCCCCGGUGUUGGCUUUUGCCGAUCCCCAGAAGCCAUAUGUGCUGCACACGGAUGCCAGCCGAGAGUGUCUCGGGGCUGUUCUGUACCAGGAGCAUGGCAAAGCAUUGAGACCGGUAGCCUUUGUCAGCCGAAGCUUGUCGCCAUCGGAGAAAAACUAUCCCACUCACAAGUUGGAGUUCCUGGCGCUGAAGUGGGCGGUGGUGGACAAGCUGGGCGAUUACCUGUACGGAGCCAAGUUUGAGGUGAGAACGGAUAACAAUCCUCUCACUUAUAUUUUGACUUCGGCGAAGCUGGAUGCCACAGGACAUCGGUGGCUGGCGGCAUUGUCGGUAUAUGAUUUCAGCCUGAGGUACCGCCCCGGAAGCAAGAAUGUCGAUGCGGAUGCAUUGUCUCGUCGGGAGCCAGGGGAGGAGGAGAGGGAUGAGGAGUGGGAGAGUGUCCCUGCCCCUGGAGUGAAGGCGAUGUGUCAGUUUGUUAUCACCGUGAAGGCCGAGGGAAGAGGGAGGCUGGAACGAGCCGUGGACCAUUUGGGGGUUUUUGACGACGCCAUACCCCUAGUUUACUGUGACCUGACCGCUCUGGGGACUAAACAGUUGCCGGAACUGAGUCCGGGGGAAGUGGCAACUGCUCAGCAAAAUGACCCGGGCAUUGGCACAGUGUGGAGAGCGGUCGAGAAGGGGGAUGGGGCGUUGGCUGAGAAGGCGAAACACCCAUACGUGCCUCUGUUGUUGAAGGAGUGGUCUCGGUUGAAGUUAAAGAACAAAAUCUUGUACCGGGUAACGACGCCUCCGGACCAACCCCGCUGUUGGCAACUGGUCCUGCCGGAGGAGUAUCGCCAGGCUGUACUCCGGGCCUUACAUGAUGAUUCUGGACAUUUGGGGGUGGAAAAGACAUAUGGAUUACUCAAAGACCGGUUCUACUGGCCCCGGACGAGGGGGGACGUCGAAGAAUACUGUAGGGGCUGCCGUCGUUGCAUCCAGAGGAAGACCCUGCCAGCGUUGGCGGCUCCACUGUCGCACUUGCAGAGUGCGGGACCUCUGGACCUGGUAUGUAUGGAUUUCCUGUCGAUUGAGCCUGACACCAGCAACACCGCGAAUGUAUUAGUCAUCACCGAUCAUUACACUCGCUAUGCUCAGGCAUUUCCCACCAAGGAUCAGAAGGCGACGACGGUGGCGAAGGUGUUAUGGGAGAAGUACUUUGUGCAUUAUGGCCUUCCCAGGCGAAUCCAUAGUGAUCAGGGGCGGGACUUUGAGAGCCGCCUUAUCCAGGAAUUACUGACUAUGCUUGGGGUUGAGAAAUCCAGGACUACCCCUUACCACCCACAGGGAGAUCCUCAGCCAGAGAGAUUCAACAGGACCCUGUUGGAUAUGCUCGGGACGCUGGAGAUUGGGCAGAAAAGCAGGUGGAGUCGUCAUAUUGGACAAUUGGUUCACUGUUACAAUUGUACUCGCAAUGAUGCUACAGGGUAUUCGCCCUAUUAUCUGAUGUUCGGGCGGGAAGCGAGGUUGCCCAUUGAUGUGUGUUUUGGAGGUGUAGUGGGUGAAUUUCCCGGGAAGUCCCAUCUAAAGUACGUGUCCGACAUGAAGUGGGAGUUACAGCGGGCGUACGAGUUGGCCGAGGCGGCGGCUACCAAACAAAAUCAGAGGAAUAAGAUGCGGUAUGAUCGAAAGGUGAAGUUUGUACAAUUAUUACCGGGCGACCGGGUCCUUUUACGGAAUUUGGGACUCCCUGGUAAGCACAAGUUUGCAGAUCGAUGGGCGGCCAGCCCCUAUGUAAUAGAGAGCCAGAUGCCGAACCUGCCAGUUUACCGGGUGAAACCCGAGGAUGGAAAAGGGCCUAUCAAGGUACUCCAUAGGAAUCAUCUGCUGCCACUGGGUCAAGCGGUGCAGGUGGAUAAGGAGCCUGAGUGGGAGGUUACGCCCAGUACAAGGACUCUGCGAGGGCGCGGAGAACGGGAAGAGCCCGCUGCUGAAGAGCGGGGACGGGACCCUCACCCGGGAAUGGCUACCGAUUCAGAGGAGGAUGACUCAGAUGAGUGGGUCCUGUUCCCAUUCGCUGGUGUUCCAGUACCAGGAGAGGAGGCUCCUGGCCCUUCCCAUACUGAAUUGAAAAUGCAGAGGCACCGGCAGUUCAAUGUUCUUGCCGAGACGCUACAGGGAGGAUAGAGGUGGGGGGAAAUGAGAAGAAAAAUUCGAGGUUAUGAUUGGAGAGAGCAUUAUAGAAGCAUAGAAACAUAGGAAACAUACAGCACAAUGCAGGACAUUCAGCCCACAAAGCUGUGUCGAAAAUCUCCUUACCUUAGUAAUUCCCUAGUCUUACCCAUAGCCCUCCAUUCUUAUGGGCUCCAUGUACCUAUCAAUGAGUCUCUUAAACGACCCUAUCGUAUCCGCUUCCACCAUCGCCGCCGGCAGUCCAUUCCACGGACUCACCUUCACUGCGUAAAAAAAUAAUAACCUUGACAGCCCCUCUGUACCUGCUUCCAAGUACCUUAAAACGACGUUUUCCCGUGCUAGCAAUUUCAGCCCUGGGAAAAAACCUCUGACUAUCCACACAAUUAAUCGUGACCCAGCCUGUGGCCAGCUAUCUUAGCAGUCUAAGUUGGUGAUAGGACUAACAAUUGGAUCUGUUCGGGUCAGUGGUACACAGGAACACAAGUUAUAUGAACGCGGAGAACUGAACUGGUCGAUAUAAAUGUACAGUGUACGCGUCCAUGUGUUUAUGUGAGGAAACGUUGCGUAUUAACUUCGUGAGACGAAGCCAUUCGUUGCGAAGGGUGUUUACCGACGGUUCGCCACGCCAGAGUGUGGGCGUGUAUACUCGUUUGGGAAGCUGCAUUUUAGUGGUUACGUUUUGCAAGAGUGAUGCAAAGGAAUACAGAAGGCAUCAUGGGUUCAAGUGCUCACAAAUGUCAGAUUGUGGAGUACAUACUCUUCGGUUUUAACUGUGUGCUGUUUAACUGUUACCCGUCCUUUAUAGUUUGCGUAGUGUGGGGAUGAGCGUGUAGAUACAUCAAGGAGAGGUUUUACCCAGACAGAUCAAACAGAGUGGCACCUACUAACUCAGGCAACACCAGGUCGAGAAUCCUCAUGAUCCGAGACAGCCCUUCACAUUGAUUACGACAAUUCAUAAGCCUUCAUCCGCGGGGAGAAACAGAGCACGCUGUCGGAGCUGACAUCACUUAAAGGAGCAUGUGGAAAACAAGAAUUCUGGCGUGAGCUUUAAGAAAUGGUUGAAAUUCAUCUGAUGCAACCUAAAGUUAUACACAUUUUGGUGAAAGCGACUUGUCCGAGGAAUAUAUGGGGCAGGAUGGCCCAGGGGGUUUCUGGAUGGUACCUGCGCAACUACCAGGAACGCCAGCAAUGCAGAAAGAUAUCACUUUUUUAAAGUGAAGUGAGGCAGCGACUGGAGGGAGGUGAGAGCAGCUGGGGAACGAUAAUGCAGUGAUUCAAAAAUCUGAUGGUACGCUAUGGAUUAUGCAGAACGUAAGUUUCAAGCGUAUGAGGAGUAUUCAGUGAGGGAGAGUAAAGUGGCUAUAGUGGAUGCAGCUGCUGCGAUGUCAGAGAGAGUUUGUUUUGCUUACCGGCGACCAGGGCACGAAGCAAGGAACUGCUAGAUUGGAGGCUGAAGGAGGGAAAAUGCCUUGAUAUGCCACAGGUGUCACCAUUUGGGACAUGGUUGGAGGCGGUGUCCGAAACGGAGGAAAGAAGAACAGGUGAACAUCAGAGCAGACACACAAUCUCUCACCCCACCGGUGCCCAGUCUGCCAGCCUGACUGCCGAUCAGAUCAAAGUGCUAGUAAAGAUGGCUCCUAGGUGAGAAAUAGAUGAGAUGGUGGGCCCCAUUACCAGCACUGGUGACCCAAGGAUUAAUACAACAACAUUGUUAUAGGGACAGCAAUGCAAUAUGUUAGUGGACACAGGAGCAUCGGCAUCGAUAACAGACCUACCCUUGCCAACAACCGGACGGGUCAUUUAUAUUCGGUGUGUUGGAGUGAAAACUGUGAAAACAGAAAGAAGCGAGUCGCAAAUACUCGAAAUCGGGUGAGUGCAGCUUCGUGUGUAUUUCUGGGUAUCUCCAAAUAUCGAGGGAAUUAUCCUUAGAAUAGACAUCCUGCGGGAAGCAGGAGCUUCGGGAAAGGGAAAAAUAACAUGGACAAGUCAGGGGCAGCGACCGCGUGCAACCAACAGUAUACACAACCUGGCUAUUAUAGUCGCAGCUGCCCCGAUCACUAGAGACUAGAGCCAGGAUAGGGUCUACGGGUUACUUAGUCAGCGGUUCCCAGCAGUGUAGGCGAUACACAAGCAAGAUUGUGGUCGUGUAAGGAUAAACCCAGUUAAAAUAGCGGAGGGUCUGUGUAAAACCUAUAAACAAUACCCUAUAAAAACUGACCGACUGCCAGCUGUCCAGCGUAUAGUGAAGGAACAAAAACACCACGAGAUACUGGGAGAGACUGCAGCCACCUCUUACUCGCCUAUAUGGACAGUAAAGCCGAGUGGGUCAUGCUUAUUAACAUGCUGUACCGCCGUUCAGACCAUGACAAGAAUGCAUCCCGUAGUGGGGGCCUGGCAACAAUCUUGAAUGGCUUGUCUCCAGAACAUCAAGCUGUUCCAGUUCCUCCGAGGACAGAUAUUACUGCGAAUACGGCAGCAAAAGAACUAGACGCAAUUGAAAUUGCAAGUGUGCAGCAGGAAAAGACAGAAACCAGUUUAGUAAAAUUAUCUGAAGAGGUGGAUGCAGAAGAAAAGGAUACGUGGCAGCGAAAAGGAGCAAAGGACGGAUCAGAGGGGACAUCGGCAUACGGGAGGGAACAGUCGCGAUGGACGCACCAUGUAUUAGGUAGAUAUUAGUGAAGUUAUAUCAUGGGGUAAUUACAGGUUGCAGGGAGCCUGGGGCUUUCAGGGACAGAAUGACACAAUACAUGAACGACUUUUGUAAUCAACUUCAAGUGUUGAAGGGCCGAGCGGAACAACAGCAGCACAUCAGUGAUCAGUGAUAGCCAGAGGGAAGAAAGGCAGUCCUUCCACAGCUCGGCGACCAAGUCCUGCUGAGGGUGCAGCCGGAAAGGCCAGUGUUUGCCCCCAGAUGGAUAGGAGCGCAGAUGGUACUCUUAACCAAUCAUACAUGUAUAUGUGUGCAGACCUGUCGAGGCAACCAAUGGAAACACCGGACUCAGGUUACAGCAUACGACUCACCCUUUUGUUGUUCCCACAGAAAGAUCGGGGGAUCAAGUGUACUCAGUAACUAGGAGAGGAACAUCAGCCGGCCAUGCCAGACCUGGCCACAGCUGAUGAAAAGAUACCUGGAGGAAACGCGAAGGCGGAAAACGCCAAGAGCGUGGCGGGAGACACAGAGAGUGUGACAAAAAACUGAAUAGCUUACUAAAGUGUGAUGAUGAUGGUAAGCUGUAAUGAAAGCUGUUGCUGAAGUAGAUGAUCAGUUGAAUAGCAUAGAAUAGAAAAUAUAUUGGGAAAUAGAUGGGCAGGGAUUUUUUAAAGAUAACGAAGAGACAGCAAGUUCCACAAAUUUGUUGGCAUUUCAGAUUGCAUACAGUAUCUGAAGCAGUCACUCCCCGUCUGAGGAUUUGGGUCCUUUCAGCAGACGGGCCAGUGAUCGACUGGACAUGUUCGGAAGAGGGUGCCAUCGGGGAGAGGUCCUCACAGACAGGUCCUUCCUGUAUAUCGAUGAGAAGGCCUGUGGGUGCUCUGAGAAAUAGAGUUUAAGCGACCAGAGAAUGAAGGGGUGAAGACAAAGAAUGUGAUUAAGAUGCAGUCGGCCUGCAGGAACAGGGCCGACAGGCACACGAAAGAAGCCACAUUUCUAAAGACUUGUUCAAAUUUCUAGAACAACCCCUCUUCUUAAGAGUUGGAAGGUAGCGACUAGGUAGAUACCUGCACACAAAAUUGUGGGGGAGGGCAGAAUUUCCAGACAGGUCGUUUUUGCUGCCCUAUUUCAAGUCAAGUCAAGUCACUUUUAUUGUUAUUUCGGCCAUAACUGUUGGUACGGUACAUAGCAAAAAUGAGACAACGUUUUUUUUUUCAGGACCAUGGUGUUACAUGACAUAGUACAAAAAAUAGACAGAACUAAGUAAAAACCAACACAGAAAAAAACCACACUGGACUACAGACCUACUCAAGAAUUUGACUAGAUCCCCCUAAGUUGUCCUUUGCUGGUACAAGCUUGUUUUUGUUCAGGAGGGCCAAGAGGAAGGACUGUUAAGAGUGAUUUUUGGGUUUCAGGUCAUUUACAUUUAACAAACGACUUUGGCUACCAGUCUUCUGUCUAUUGAUAGUGGAAUCUGGAUUUCAUUUGGAACAAUGAUUUUUCCUGAAGCACUGUGCCUGUGUGAUAGAUGGAAUCAGAAGGUGUGGUUUGUAUGGAGUUUCGAAAGAAAGCAUUGCCUAAACUUCGUAAAUAUGAAAUUGUCCUUUGUGUUUAGCAAAUAAAUAACGAUCCCCAUAUGGGCUAGCAGCAUUACGAUCACAAAAGCGUCUCCAUAUGAUGCCUACUGCACCUUGUUUGUCGAAUAAAGAAACUGCUUUG